AUGGUUCUCGCCAUCAGCCUGUCCAUGCUGGCAGCCUGUGGCUCCUCUGCGACUGAGGAACCCCCAGCGGAACCUACCUCGGCGCCGGAAGCGACCUCCGCGCCGUCUGGUUCUUCAUCCUCUGCGGCGCCCACUGCAGCUCCGCAGGCGUCAACCGGUUCCUCAAGCGGUGGGGACACGCCCACUCCGACACCCUAUGCCUUUGCUGCUCGGGCGAUUAUUGAGGAGUUGGACCAGAAAUACCCCUGGCCGCCACAGGCCCCGCCGUGGCCCCCCCGCCGCGGAGGGGUUGCACACCUGACUAUGAGCCCCAUUCCUGAUCUGGACCCAAACAGGGCCCGUAACAACGAGAAUCUGGCCCAGUAUGACGCCCUGCUGGAGUGGGAAUCUACCUGGUGGUUCCCCGAAGUGCAUACCACCCCCACCAUCAGGCCUAACAUCGUCUCAAGCUGGGAGGCAGUGGACCUCGACAGUUGGGACUUCCACAUCGAUCCCCGAUGCCAAAUUCCACGACAUCGAGCCGAUGAACGGCAGUACACCGCGACCGCUUCCGUGGAGAGCGUCGAAGUCAUAGAUGACGACACCGCACGUUUCCACCUGAAGCAGGCGCUGGCCAACUUCCCGCCGCUGUACACCAACGGCUCGACACCGCCUGUCGUCGCCAGGGAAGCCCACGAGAUGGAGGGCGGGCUGCACGAGAACCCGGGCGGAACCGGCGCCUUCCUGCUCAAGGAAUUCUCUGCCGGUGAGGGCAUGCUGUUCACCGCUACCGAUGACUAUCAUCUGGAUCUGAUGGGUGAGCCGCUGCCGUUCCUGGAUGCUGUCCGAUAUGUAUUCACCCGUGACCCGGCAACCCAGGUUGCCCUGUACCGGGCGGAACAGAUCGACCUCUUGCGUAUCAGUUCUUUCGAUAUUCUGGAUCAGGUCCUUAAGUCUGUGCCCGACUCGCAGCUAUACCGUAUUCCCUCCUUCGGCUGGGGCGAUCACGGCGUAUUCCUGAAUCUGGCUAAAGAGCCGUUCAAUGACGUCAACGUGCGACGUGCCAUGUCAAUGGCAAUCAACCGCAACGUGAUCGCCAACGUCAUUAAUGCCGGCGACGCCACUCCCUAUGGACCGAUUCCCUGGGCCGUGGGCGGAUUCACAGAGAUCUCUGACUACAACGUGGACAACCUUGGCGAGUGGUACCAAUACAACCCGGACAGGGCCAAGCAGCUCUUGGCCGACGCUGGUUACGGUGACGGAUUCGAGGUUGAAAUCGAAUGGGGCGAACUCUCCGGAUUUACCUUCGGCGACACGGCCGUUCUGCUGGAGAGAAUGUGGGAAGACAUAGGGUUGGACGUGACCAUCAAGCAGAGCGAAUAUGCGACGUGGUGGUCCAAGACCAAGUGUGGGGAGCCGAUGAAUGACUCCCUGAUCGGCCUGAGCCCCUACGGUUCCGGCCCCACGGCCUAUGACUGGCUGUACCUGCCCUAUCAUUCCAGUUCCAGCGUGAACUGCCCGCACAUCCAGGACGAUAACAUCGAUACUUUGUUGGAUGAAUGGAUCGGCGCAGACGAGGCUCGCCAGCUGGAAAUCCAGUCGGAAUUGUGGGACUACCUGACCGACCAGGUCUACCGUCUGACCACCAUCGUCCCGCCGCACUACCGUCUGACCCAGUCGUACAUGCAUGCGGGCGACAACCCCUACUGUUGGUUCACCGGUUACUGCUCCUACGAGGUCAAGUCGGCUUGGCUGACCGACGGCGCUCCGGAACGCUCCUUCGACAAGUUCGCCGAGUAG
Geodia barretti is the source of this 1779-nucleotide messenger RNA. NCBI's taxonomy places the organism in Eukaryota, Metazoa, Porifera, Demospongiae, Tetractinellida, Geodiidae. The record is from the annotation of a GenBank genome assembly.